Messenger RNA from Antrostomus carolinensis (chuck-will's-widow), 2161 nucleotides. It is a transcript of the gene TADA2A, whose product is annotated as transcriptional adaptor 2A. Gene Ontology annotation, biological process: regulation of transcription by RNA polymerase II; chromatin remodeling. Lineage: Eukaryota; Metazoa; Chordata; Aves; Caprimulgiformes; Caprimulgidae. The transcript has 15 exons. The coding region runs from base 1 to 1332 and encodes 443 amino acids. The record is from RefSeq and is a predicted model, not a curated record. Gene Ontology annotation, cellular component: SAGA-type complex; nucleus. Gene Ontology annotation, molecular function: zinc ion binding; chromatin binding; transcription coactivator activity.
AUGGAACGCCUGGCCUCCUUCAGCAAUGACCCUUUUGAUAAGCCUCCGUGCCGAGGUUGCUCUUCCUACCUCACAGAGCCCUACGUGAAGUGUGCUGAGUGUGGGCCUCCUCCCUUCCUCCUGUGUUUGCAGUGUUUCACACGAGGAUUUGAAUACAAGAAACAUCAAAGUGAUCAUACUUAUGAGAUAAUGACUUCUGAUUUCCCUGUCUUGGAUCCUAACUGGACAGCUCAAGAGGAAAUGGCUCUCCUAGAAGCUGUGAUGGACUGUGGAUUUGGAAACUGGCAGGACGUAGCCAACCAGAUGUGUACAAAAUCCAAGGAGGAGUGUGAGAAACAUUAUAUGAAACACUUCAUCAAUAAUCCCUUGUUUGCAUCUACACUUCUGAACCUGAAGCAGGCGGAGGAGGCGCAGCACAACGAAACAGCCAUUCCUUUCCACCCUGCUGAUGAUCCCCCACGGCCUACUUUUGAUUCCUUGCUCUCCAGGGACAUGGCUGGGUACAUGCCAGCGAGAGCUGACUUUGUUGAGGAGUUUGACAACUAUGCUGAAUGGGAUUUAAGGGAUAUUGAUUUUGUAGAAGAUGAUUCAGACAUUUUGCAUGCUCUGAAGAUUGCGGUUGUAGAUAUCUAUCAUUCCAGGUUAAAGGAGAGACAGAGAAGAAAAAAAAUUAUAAGAGAUCAUGGCCUAAUCAACCUCCGAAAAUUUCAGAUUUUGGAAAGGCGAUACCCAAAGGAGGUUCAGGACCUUUAUGAAACAAUGCGACGAUUUGCACGGAUUCUUGGACCGGUAGAGCACGAUAAGUUCAUUGAAAGCCAUGCACUGGAAUUUGAGCUGCGAAGGGAAAUAAAGCGACUACAGGAAUACAGAGCAGCGGGAAUCACCAAUUUCUGUAGCGCCAGAACGUACGAUCACCUCAAGAAGACGAGGGACGAGGAGCGCCUGAAGCGCACCAUGCUCUCCGAAGUCCUGCAGUACAUCCAGGACAGCAGCGCCUGCCAGCAGUGGCUCAGUCGACAGGCUGAUAUUGACUCCGGCCUGACUCCCACGGUACCAGUUCCUUCCAAUUCAGGUAGACGGAGUGCCCCACCACUGAACCUCACAGGUCUCCCGGGGACAGAGAAACUUAAUGAGAAGGAGAAGGAGCUCUGUCAGAUGGUGAGGUUGGUCCCUGGAGCCUAUUUGGAAUAUAAAGCUGCUUUAGUGAACGAGUGUAACAAACAAGGAGGCCUGAGACUGGCGCAGGCGAGAGCACUCAUCAAGAUCGAUGUGAACAAAACCAGGAAAAUCUAUGACUUCCUUAUCAGGGAAGGGUACAUCACGAAAGCCUGAGGACAGGCAUCAGCCCUUUGGCUGGAGCAGACAGAUGUGGAGAAGCUUUGAAGUCACUUUGACAGCGCUGAAAGAUUUUAACAGUGUUGAAUGAAGGACAUUUCCUUUCUGUUUAAAAUCUUUUGGGGCUUUUUUUUUUUUUUUUUUGUAAAAUCAAGUAGGGAGCUUUGUGAAAUUGUACCAAUACUGACAUUUCUCUGUCUGGUUUCCUUUCGACUGCUGGUUAACAUGGCUGUUGUCAGAAUUACACUGCCAUGUAGCACUGGAAAGAAUCAUAUGCCAUAUAAGCUAAUCUUCAAUGUGAAUGGCCAUUCACUUCUAACACCUCUUGUAACUAAAAGAGAAUCGUGGUACUUUUAUUCUGACAGUGACACAGGAUAAGGACAGAAGAGCAGCACAUAAUGAGAGUCACACUUUGACUUUGUGUGAGUACAGGGGUAUAGGAGUUCAGUCCCCUCCCUUCUUGUACUCCUCCUAAAACAGUGUCAGCUUUCAAAGGAGAUAGCUCAUGCCCAAAGGUAUAAAAAUAGAGCUUGCAGUGGUCCAGUCUUUUCAACUUAAUUGUGAUAAAAGAUGGGAAAGGACAUUGCAGGGAAGCUCCUCAACAGUUGUUACUUUUAUGUGAUAUUAGCACAUAUCACAGCAUGAGAGCACUGUACAAACCAAUAAGCUUCAUCUGCUGGCUACUUCAUUUGUGAUUGUCAAGUUCUAUAGAAUCCCUCAGCUUAGUCUUUGUUGCUCCAGCUCCUUGCAAAGGCUGGAUGUUACAACCAGAGCAGCCUUUGGAACAUAAUUAAAAAGACACUCAGAACCCUGACGUUCUCUUACA